ACCUCAUCGUCUGAGCUUGAACCCUGAGGUUUUUCCAAGUAUUAUUCCCCAUAAAGAUGUUCGACAAAUCCGAACAUCCCGUCCCUCUACCCGAAACUGAUUCUCCAAUAGACUUUGCGAGGCUCUUCAAUGUCUGUCGUGUAACUCUUCGGGCACUUGGAGUUUUCACUAUAAAUGAGAUUUUUUCAAAAUCCAAGCGAAAAAUUUGGGACAUGAAAGCCCUAUACUACAUAUUCUGGCUCUUUCCCACAUUUUUCGCCAACUUCUCAGAAUUUCGGAGUGUCUUGGGCUUCUGGGAAACGGAUGUCUAUUACGCGUUGGAGGUGACAACUGCUGUACUGAGUGGUGUUAUUGUCAUGGCGCAGGGAUUCUUCGUGUAUCAUUCUCGUAAUGAUUUACUGAUACUGAUAGCGGAGAUACGACAGUUGUGGCAGAAGCAAUUGGCUCGUAACGUCGCUGAUGUUAUCGUGAAGAAAGUCAAAAGAGCCAAGUUCUUCACGCAAGUUUAUGCUACACUCAUUAUUCUUCUAGCGAUUACUUACUCAGUUAGGCCUUUUCUUUUGCUACUUACACAUGUUAUAUCUGGCAAAAACGAGACUUAUGAUAUGAGUCAAACAGUUUUCCAAGCAAUAUAUCCAUGGAAACUUGAUAAUUUUUACAAAUACAUCGUUCAUAUCACGGCGGAAACAGUGGUAUUUGUUAACGUCUCAGCAUCUUGGAUAGGUGCUGAUAUGAUAUUCCUGCAAUUGGCGACUCACUUGGCCGCACAAUAUCAAAUUUUACACGAUGACUUAAUAGCAGUUGGAUCUGGAGAUGACCCCGCAACAAUUCAAUACACGCCAGUAGAACAAUUGAAUUCAAUGGGCAAACGUCAUGCUCAUUUAUUACUAUUGUCGGACAAAUUUCAAAAGAUAUUCAGCCCCAUACUGCUGGUUCUUAUGCUGGUGACGAGUGUCAAUAUCUGCAUAUGUAUCAUCAAUCUUCAGGAAGAGCUUAUGCAGCAGAAUUUGGCUGGAGUUAAUAAAUGUGCCGUACAUACUAUCAUAGCAAUGAUCCAACCUGCUAUUUACUGUGUUUAUGCCAAUGAUCUUGUCGAAUGGGCUGAAUUGACAGCAAUCGCUGCCUACACAUGCCAAUGGGUAGACAAAACCCGAUAUUUUCGUCACUCUGUCCGCCUCAUCACCAUGCGUGCUCAAGAAGCCUUACCAUUCCGCAUUUACGGAUUCUUCAGUGUUGAUUUGAAUCUAUUAACGCAAGUAGGUCCAAUUAUUCGAAUAAAAAUUAUUAGCAUAUUUGAGCAAAGAUUCUUCAUUGUUGUACAAAAACUGCCCGAGAGAGAUUUAUGAUAUGCUGAGAAAAACAGACCUAGGAAACGACUAACUUACGAUCGGUUGUCUUUCGCAGUCGAAAGCAAUUUAAUCCUAAGCAUAUAUUUAAGGCCUGAUCGGAUCAUCUGGAUUAUCGCGUCUAUAAGUAUAAUAUUUUUUCUUCUGUUUUUGCUUUCGAAUGAAAGCUUUGCAAUCGUUCAAUUUUGACAUUUUCUCAUUUUUAUUGGAAAUGAUGUAGAAUGAUCUGAAACGUAAAAAUACGAAGUUUGGCGACUAUGUCUGUGCCUCCCUCCCCCUUGAGCAAUAAAAAUAUUUUUAGUGGGCCUAAACUACACAUUUACCGAAAAUCCCUCUGAUAAUUUUUUGAAUAUUGUAAACAUUUUUUUGAAGAAGAAUAAAUUAUAAUUAUGUCAGCCAAUAAUUGGUAGAAAUUUCCGAAUUAAAAAGCUAAAAAUUUAGGUGGCCGUCAGCCAUCACUUUAAAGGGCGAGUAGAGGACAGGUGCAGGGCAAUUUAAAUCAUUCCGUAAAAGGCACAACCAGAACAAUUGCAACAUAUUUUUCCCUUAAAAAUUCUUUAAUAUCCUUAGAUUGCUUUCAAUUACAAUAAUCUUACCGUAUGAUGCGUAAAACCCUCGAAAUUACAAGAAGACAAUUAAGAUGGCGAUCAGCUAUUAUUUAAGAAAACAGAAUGAGGAGGGAUACAGGAAAUACGAUAAGCAUACACUCAAAUAAAUGUUUUCGAAACACCCGAACACCUAAAUUACCUGCACCGAUGGCCAGCUAAAGUGACUGGUGAUGGCUACCUGCAUUUUUUUUGUGAAAAUAUACUACACGGUCGUAAAACCCUGCAUGCGGACUGAAUGACAGAAACAAGGCAGUGUCUACACACAGAGUGUAUUGUUGAAUACCAUAGACGUAUGACAUUUUUUCUACCAUGGAUCUAUGGCUUUUAUCGACCAUCUCCACAAGUAAAUCAUGGUCUAUGGUAAGUUUUGCAAUGCGUCCAUGGCACUGGGUACAUGGCCAUGGACACAUGGAUGAGAACCAUCAAUAGAUGGUAAAAAACACUAUGUGCAUGGUGAUUUCUACUAUACACCUAACCGAUUACUGGGUGUAUAGCAAUCAGAACUAUGACUUUACAUUUUUUUUAUUGGUACAAAUUGCACAUAUGUACAUUACUUGGGAAUGCUUUUAUUGUUGUAUUGUUAUCCAAAGCUUUACGGUCUUCCGGAAAUAGUUGGAGGUGAGAAAUUUCACUGUGAAUGUUUAUACCGGCAAUACAUUUUUCAAUUUAUUUGUACCUCCAUUAAGGGACUUGAAUAUUUAAAUUGCUCUUUGAGAGAGAAAAGAACCAGAAUUGAAGUGAGGUAUACGAUUUGAUACAUAUGUGCUAUUUGUACCAAUAAAAACAGAUGUAAAGCCAUAUUUCUAAUUGCCAUACACCCAGUAAUCGGUUGGGUGUAUGGUGGAAAUCACCAUGCAUAUAGCCGUGUGCCAUGAACGCAUAACGACCGUUAAGUGUAUGGUAUUUUUUACCAUGCGUCUAUGGUUCUCAUCCAUGUGUCCAUGGCACAGUGCAUGGAGGCAUAGCAAAACUUACCAUGGACCAUGAUUUACUUGCGGUGAUGGUCGAUAAAAGCCAUAGAUCCGUGGUAGAAAAGCCAUACGCCUAUGGUAUUCAAUCAUAGACCGUGUGUGCAGUCACUGUCAAAAAAAAUCCUUCGUCACUCGGCCGAAAACCACUUUUCUGGCAAUUGUGAACCUACAGUCUCAGGCGAAGUCGCGUUCCUAAACAUUUAUAACGGCCUAGUGACGAAAUAUACCAUUAUUGCAUCUUGUCAUUGAUUUAUUAAUUUGCACCUGCAUUUCAAUAAUUUAAAAUUCACAAAUGGCUAUUCGCAGAUUGCCGUUGGCGCUGCGAGAUUCUUCGCGAUCAUAAAUAAUCUAUCUGGAAUGGCCGAUUGAGAAAAGGCACGUGAAUACCUCCGAUUGACUCCUGGAAUGCAAUUAUGAAUGAUACAUUAUUUUCUGAGUACUCAUAUAUAGCAAUAAAUGAUCUGAUGAAUUGAACAGAAUCCAAUUCAAUGGAAUUCACACAGAAUUUAAUAAAAUAGAGAAUUGAUACUGUAUUGUAAUCCUUUCAAACAUAAUUUAAGGCGCUAUUGGCGUUUUUAAGUUUUAUCACUCUUCAAUGACUCACAAAUUUUCGUAAUCGUACCUGUCUUUUUCUAAACUUAUGGUAAUGUUUUGAGAAUUUUUGCUCAAGUUUCUUACUGAGAUCGUAGGAACGUUUUUCCACAGUGAUGAAACUUGAUCAGACAUAGAAUGAUAAUAAAAUUUAAAAUAUAGGUAUAUUUGUUCACGUCUAUGUUAUCAACCAUUUGUGAAAAAUUUGUAAAAAAAAUGUUGAAAAAUUG
Messenger RNA from Fopius arisanus, 3746 nucleotides. RefSeq names its product odorant receptor 13a-like. Gene Ontology annotation, molecular function: odorant binding; olfactory receptor activity. Gene Ontology annotation, biological process: detection of chemical stimulus involved in sensory perception of smell; sensory perception of smell. Lineage: Eukaryota; Metazoa; Arthropoda; Insecta; Hymenoptera; Braconidae. Gene Ontology annotation, cellular component: plasma membrane. The record is from RefSeq and is a predicted model, not a curated record. The transcript has 6 exons. Bases 57 to 1346 code for a protein of 429 amino acids.